AAAUGUUGCUUAGCAACGAGAAGAUUGCAGAAAGCUUGAGGGGAAUGAGGAAGUAAAACAUUUUGUCUGCGUGUCAGUGUGGUGAUUUUUCAUCGUUAUUCGUUCAGAUAUAUUUACGAAAAGAAUUAUCCGUUUUAUUUUCUUAAAAUAUCGACAUGGCUCUGCUAAAUUUUACUGGAAGAGUUGCAGUUGUAACUGGAGCUGGAGGUGGUCUUGGAAGGCAUUAUGCUUUGGAAUUGGCUGAAAGAGGUGCAUCUGUUGUAGUUAAUGAUUUGGGUGGAGAUCGGGCAGGACAAGGCAAAGGUAGUUUGGCUGCUGAUAAAGUAGUCCAAGAAAUUCGCAAGAAGGGAGGAAAAGCUAUUCCAGACUACAAUUCUGUAGAAGAGGGUGACAAAAUUGUUGCUACUGCAAUAAAAAAUUUUGGGAGAAUAGAUAUUCUUAUAAAUAAUGCUGGAAUCUUAAGAGACAAAUCUUUUUUAAAUAUGACAAUUGAAGAAUGGGACAUGGUUCAUCGUGUACACUUAAGAGGAGCAUUUCUUAUUACAAAAGCGGCUUGGCCAUAUUUUCGAAAACAGAACUAUGGAAAAGUAAUAAUGACUGCUUCUUCAGCAGGAAUCUAUGGAAAUUUUGGUCAAGCAAAUUACAGUUCUGCCAAACUUGGUCUUGUUGGCCUUAGCAAAACAUUAGCAAUAGAAGGUGCUAAAUAUGGAAUACAUUGUAAUACAAUUAUACCUGUAGCUGCAUCACGUCUUACUGAAGAUGUAUUACCUGAAGAAUUAUUUACACAAUUAAAACCUGAAUUAGUAAGUCCAGUUGUAACUUGGCUUUGUCAUGAGACUUGUCUAGAAAAUGGUGGAGUAUUUGAAGCAGCAGGAGGUUGGAUAGGAAAAUUUCAGUGGCAGCGAUCCAUUGGUAAAGCAUUUCAGUCUGGUUCUCUUACUCCAGAAAAUGUUCGUGAUAAUUGGAAGGAAAUAACUGAUUUGAAUGGAGCAACUUCUCCUCUUACUGUGCAAGAGGAAAUGCAGGAAUUAAUAGAAGCUAUGACUGGUCAACUUCAAGUAAAGCAUUCUUCAAGUGCAAAUGGAGCAAAAUAUACUUAUACUCCUGAUAGUGCUAUACUUUAUGCAUUGGGCAUUGGUGUUUCUUCAAAACAAGAUGAUUAUCUUAAUUUUUUAUAUGAAGGAAGUGAAAAUUUUUCUGUGCUUCCUACAUUUGGUAUUUUACCAGGAAUGUGUGCAGUUUUUGAUUUUACACCCUUUCAAGAAGAAAUGCAGAGACUUAAUGCUGAUCCCACAAAAAUGCUUCAUGGAGAACAAUACUUAGAACUUUAUCAGCCUUUGAAUCCUGCUGGUACAUUAUAUUCAACAUGUCGAUUAGUGGAUACUAUAGAUAAGGGAAGUGGUGCUGUGAUUGUUGCAGAUGUUGAUACAUUUAAUGAAAAUGGGGAAAAAGUUGCUUACAACCAGUGGGUUGUAUUUCUUGUUGGUGCUGGAAAUUUUGGAGGGAAGCGUAAUUCAGAAAAGAUCAAAGCAGUUUUGCCAACACCAAAUAGACCUGCUGAUUCAGUUAUUGAAGAAACUACACAUAUUGAUCAGGCAGCUUUAUAUCGACUCUCUGGGGAUAAAAAUCCAAUACAUAUUGAUCCUGUUUUUGCAAGUUUAGGUGGCUAUUCUAAACCAAUUAUGCAUGGUUUAUGCUCACUUGGAUUUGCUGCACGUCAUGUUCUUAAACAGUAUGCCAAUAAUGAUGUGAAAAAAUUUAAAGCAAUAAAGGCAAGAUUUGCACGUCCAAUUGAACCAGGGCAAACAAUAAGGACUGAAAUGUGGAAUGAAGGAGGGAGAGUAUACUUUCAAUCAUCGGUUGCAGAAACCAAUAAACCUCUUUUAUCUGGAGGAUAUGUAGAUUUUGUAACUGCAUUACCAACUGAAGUUCCAAAAUCUAAUGUGACUCUAAAAAGUGAUGCUGUUUUCCUGGAAAUUGGACGAAGAUUGCAAGGUAUGCCUGAAUUAGCUUCAAAAAUAAAAGCAAUAUAUCAAUGGAAUAUUUUAAAGAACGGACAAAAAGCUUCUCAAUGGAUUGUAGAUCUAAAAAAUGGACAAGGUUCAGUGUACAGGGGAGAAGCAAAAAAUGAAAAACCAGGUUGUGUAUUGACUUUAGAUGAUGAUGAUAUUAUUUCCUUAGCUUCUGGAAAAAUGGAUGCACAGAAAGCUUUUAUGACAGGAAAAUUGAAAAUUUCUGGAAAUUUAUUUCUGGCUGAAAAAUUACGUCCACUUCUAAAUGGUCGAACCAAUAAUAAUCAAAAUAACAAAAAUAAUAAUCCUUCAAAUGAUGAUAAUUCAAAGAAAAAUCCUCAACUGAAAAGUGACCAGAUAUUUAUGGGAAUGAGAGAUUUGAUUAAAUCUAAUCCUGAUCUAAGUAAAAGAAUUCAAAAAAUAUAUCAAUGGAACAUAAACAAAGAUGGUAAAUUAGCAUCACAAUGGACAUUAGAUUUAAAAACUGACAGUGGUGACUUAUAUAGAGGUGUACCUAAAAGUGGAAAAGCUAAUUGUACUCUUAUCCUGGAGGAUGACUUAUUUGCAGAUAUUUCAAAUGGAAAAGUUGAUCCUCAAAAGGCAUUUAUGUCAGGAAAAUUUAAAAUUCAGGGUGAAAUUUUAGCAACACAACGAUUACAAGACGUAUGGAAAUCAUCUCCUCCAGUUCAAAAGAAACCUGUUCCAACAGAAAAAGUAGAAAUAAAUAAGUCAGAAAAUUCAACUAUUGAAGAGCCUCCUUCCUAUCUGAAAGCAGAUAUUUUGUUUGGUAUCUUUGCUGAACGCUUGCAUGAAGAACCAGAUUUAGCGAAAAAAAUGAAAAUGGUUUAUCAUUGGACCAUUUUAAAAGAUAAAAAGAAAGCUACAGAAUGGACUAUUGAUCUUAAGACUGAAAAGGGUGCGAUUUAUAAAGGACCACCAAAAACCAAACCAGAUGUAACUUUAAUUGCAGAGGAUGAAGAUUUAAUUAUGCUUUUAUUAGGAAAAUUAAAUCCUCAGAGAGCUUUUAUGACUGGAAGAUUGAGAAUUAAAGGAAAUAUUAUGCUAACACAAAAAUUGCAUCAAUUAUGGCAAGAAAUUCUGAAGAGUAAAAAGGCUGCAGAAUUGCCAGUCCUUGCAUCCAUCUUUGCAGACAAGCCUCUUGAUACAAGUUUAAAAAGUGAGGGCUACAUAGUAUCAUUUGCCAAAAAGAUAUCAAAAAUGACUAAUUUACAAACCAGAAUUGGAUCAAUUUUUGAAUUAAAUAUUACUAAAAAUAAACAACCAGUUAAACAGUGGACUCUUGAUUUAAAAAGUAGUCAGCUUGAUUUAUAUCGCGGAAAACCAAAAAGUGGCAAAUCAAACAGUACAAUUACUUUGGAAGACAAUACAUUUGCAGAAUGGGUAACAGAAAAGUUACCAGGACAAACAAUUAUCCAGAAUAACUUAGUUGGAAUAUCUGGAGAUAAAGCUGCAGCAGAAAAAUUAUUGAAUAUUUUUUCAGCAAAAUCAAAGUUAUAAAAUUCAAAUUAUUUUAAAAAUGAUCAGGGAAAGGAUGACCUCUAAUCUUCAGUCUUCUGUAUUUGUAAGAGAGAAUGCAAUCAAAACAGAUGGCUGCUCUAUUAAAUAACAAGUUAAUUAAUCUAUAUUUUAAAUGCAGGUUUAUAUUUUAAUUUAUUAAUUUAUAAAAAUGAUCAUAUUUGAUCAUUUUUAUAAAUUAAUAAAUUAUAUAUAUAUAUAUAUAUAUAUGUAUGAUUAUUUUUUAUGCUUAAUUUUUAUUUUAUUAUGAUGGUAAUUAAAAACAACAAAAAUAUAGUCUUAGUAAAUGUAACAUGGAGUUUGAGAUAGUUACUUAAUUUUUAUCUCAAUUUUAAAAAGAUUAAAAUUUAUAGAUUUAGUCAAUCAUUUUUAUACAUGACUAUAAACAAUUAUUUUUUUAUAUACCGUGUGAAUGAUACGAAGUACAAUAUCUUUUAUACAAUAUUUGUAUUUGAAAAAUUUGACUCUUGUAUUUAUCCUUUGAUAAGGAAAAGUCUUAUAAUACCUCCUACUGUACAAACUAUUAAACUGUUAUGUAUCAUAUAGAUUCAGAUAAGGUAUUAAAUGUUUAAUAAUUAAUAUAUAUAAUAAAAAUUUGUCUAUUA
This is a messenger RNA of Centruroides sculpturatus (bark scorpion), 4153 nucleotides long. RefSeq names its product peroxisomal multifunctional enzyme type 2-like (gene Mfe2). The transcript has 31 exons. NCBI's taxonomy places the organism in Eukaryota, Metazoa, Arthropoda, Arachnida, Scorpiones, Buthidae. The coding region runs from base 156 to 3530 and encodes 1124 amino acids. Gene Ontology annotation, molecular function: oxidoreductase activity. The record is from RefSeq and is a predicted model, not a curated record.